GGAGAAGGGCUUUUGUAAAGCCUUAGAACAUCGUUUUCGCGCCAGACUCAAAUUUUUUCAUGGCGGACAAUCUGUAGCAUUAUCGUCUGAAGUGCCUUUCUUACGAAAUUGCGUUUCUUACGAAGUUUGCGGUCAAGAUGUUUGUUACCGACAUAAGGAAAGAAUUUUAUGAUAAAGUAGUGCACGAGAGGGUCCUCGUUUUGGUGGCCUUUGAUGUUGAUGCUCUUUGUGCCUGCAAGAUUCUCCAGUACCUGUUCCAGUGUGACCAUGUGCAGUACACCAUUGUGCCCAUCACAGGCAGACAGGAGCUGGAGAAUGCCUUUCUGGAACACUCUGAACAGGUGAAGUAUGUUGUUAUGAUCAAUUGUGGAGGAAACAUCAACAUCCUGGAAACCCUCCAGCCAGCUGAACAUGUCAUAUUCUUCAUAGCAGACAGCCACAGGCCAGUUGAUCUGGUGAAUGUCUACAAUGAUGAUCAGGUUAAGUUGCUGAUGCCCACAACUGAUGAUUUCGACAUUCCAGCAUAUGAUGAUCUCUUUAAGGAUGAUGAGUCUGAUGAUGAUUCAGGAAAUGAAAGCGACAGCUCUGCUCCAUCUGGGAAGAGGAGACGUCUUGAUGAGGAGGUUCUUGAGAGGAGAAGAGAGAGGAGGCUCUGGGAAGAGAAAAGAAAACAGAUCCUACUUGACUAUGAAGAGUUCUCAACAUAUGGAACAUCAAGUGCCAUGAUUAUGUUUGACCUUGCCUGGAAAAUGUCCAAGGACAGCAAUGACCUGCUGUGGUGGGGUAUCGUGGGACUCACUGACCAGUACAUUAACAACAGAGUAGAAAGAGGUAAAUACAUGACAGAUGUCGGUGACCUGCACAAGCACACACUCAGGCUCAAUCACAGAAAUGAAGAUGAUGACAACACAGUGUCAGUGGACUGUAUGAGGAUCUACUUUGAUGAAGAGUUGAAACUUGCCCUGUACAGACAUUGGUCAUUAUUUGAGAGUCUCAAGCAUUCAAGCUACCCAGCCUGCAAGUUUAAGAUGUGGACUGUAAAAGGGCAGCAAAAGAUGCAUGAGUUUCUGGCUGACAUGGGGUUGCCUCUUGUACAGGUGAAACAGAAGUUCACCUCCAUGGACAUGGGACUGAAAGAAAGUUUUAAGGGACUCUUUACAGCUUCAUGUGAGAAAUAUGGUUUGGAUGACAUCUCCUUUGGGUCUUUCAUUGCACAGUAUGGCUACAAGAACAAGCUCUGUGCUGCUGAUGUGGUGUAUGCUGUCAAUGGGCUGAUGGAAUGUGUGGAGGCAGAAAAAAGUGCAACUGGGUACUUUCUCGAGGCACUGGACUGUCUGUCAAGACAAAACGUGAAGAAGUUGUUGCGAGGCCUGGAUCUUGCAAAGCGACAGCUGACCACCAUCAUGCAGACUGUCCACUCUUUCAUUGACAUGAAGCAGAUCAUAUCAGCUGGGCCCUUCCUGUAUGCAUAUAUACCUGAGGGGCACCCGGAUGUGAAGUUUUUCUCCAGACCCAACUGCCUUGGCAUGCUGGCUUACUUCAUGCAGGAGGCAUAUGUGGCCACAUCCAGAAGCAGGAGAAGUACACUGCUGCCCAUGGUGGUGGCAGCACCCCUGAACGCAGAGACUGGCUCUGCCCUGGUCAUUGGCAUCCCUCCGAAGGCUGAGGAGUCAACCAAGAACUUCUUUGGUCGUGCUUUUGAGCAAGCUGCUAUUCAGACCAACUCGAGAACCUUGCACGACAACUUUGAUACCUCAAUAAUUGAGAUGAAGUCAGAAGACAGAAGCAAGUUCUUUGAUGCCCUGAUCUCACUUUUGUCCUGAGUGGUUACUGACUGGUUGUUGGUCCGGUCACCAACAUGCUGGCCGCUUGGCAUUGGUCAAGGGUUAUUCCAAACAGCAGCUCCUGUUCUACCAAAUGUCUUAGAGAAGAAUCUUCAUCGUCAUCCCAGCAUUCUUAGAGAAGUAUUCACUUUUCAAUAGGUGUAACUGAUUGAUACCCCCUUUCCACUAGGAUGGCGCUCUCGUCAUACUCUCUCUGCAACCUAAAAUUUCACUGAAUGAAUUUCAUAGAAAAUAUUUGUUUACGCUUUGUAUGAUUGUUGUCUUUUUCAGUCACACUUUUACAUUUUGUUUGACAUACCCUAUGAAGUCAUCUGUUUUAGGUCACAGUGAGAGUGCAGUACAAUGGUUGUCUAGUGGAAUGGGUCCUUAGCACCUUUACUUGCAGUCUCCCUGCACAACAAUAAUGAUCUUUUAAUGAGUGACAAUUAUGGGGAAGUUUACCUCACAAAGCAUGGGAGUGAGUGUUUGUUGUCUGUCAGCAAGUUUAUGAAUUUUCCUGAAUCCUAUUUUUCUUACCAUAUAGAAACAUGCAAUUUACAAAUUUGUUGGGUUGAAUAUCAUAUUAGAAUAUCUUAUUGUGACACUUUUGUUUUUAAAUGAUUUAUGGACAAAGCACACUUUUCAACUGAAGUUAGAUAUAAGGGAAGGAUGUACCCCUCCAGAAAACAUGCUUUCAACUUUUCCUAUUCUCAGUGGUAUGCUUGUUCCACCCUAUGGAUUAUGAUACAAGAUAUACCUUCUAUAUAUUGAACUGUUAUCAAAGCCAGGAUUCUUUUCUUAAGUACAAGUCUUUGUUGACAUGAUUGUAUUUGUUUUCAAUUUGGAAACUAAACUGGAGGUAAGCACCAAAAUAUAGGGUUCACAGAAACUUAUCUAAUGUUUGGUGUUUUUAAGAAGCUUAUGGAACUUUCCUGUUUAGGCCUUCAAAUCACCGUCGCUCCAUGGUCUCACUUUGCUCCAAACUCCUUAAAACCUUGGAUCUUGGAGUGAAUUUUUGAUGAUGUAAAUAUAAUAAACUUGACUUCUUCUAUAUACAAUGUAUGCGUCGUUAUGAAAUAUUUUUUAAUGUAAGCUUUUGAUUAUGACAUGUAUGCCCUUAUAGUCCAUACAGUCAAUUUUUAAUGAGAUGUAUGUUGCUGGUGAUGUUUUGUAUUAAGUAUGAGUAGCUGUCUAGUUUGUGUAUGAAAAAGCUACACAUUGACUUUUUCUACAUCCAAUUGUGAUAGAAGGCAACCGUCAUGCCACCAACAGCAUCACAAUGGCAGUUAAUAGAAUCAGUUGCUUUUCUGAGCAAGUUAUUGAUGUAAAAAGUCACUACAUGUGUGGUAAUAAUGGAAUCAUUGACACUGUUAAGGUGCACUCUCACUGCACUUGUGUCAACCUUGCGUAACUGCGGGGUUCGUUCACUGCGUCACUGCUUUGUUAUUUUCUCUGAUUUUUUAGAAUCUUGAUAUUGCGUAAUAUGUAUAAGUAUGACUUAGAAGACAAGAAAAUACACAAAAAGUGGGAAAAUUUGUUCGUUAUCUCUGAAAUUCGUUGAAUAUCUUUUGAACCCUGCAGUGAUACAAACUUGACGUAAGUGCAGUGAGUGUGCACCCUUACUCUCUUAAGCGUUUCAUGUUUGAAAAAAAAAUGCUGAAAAACUAAAUAAUGCCCUCACUCAGUCUUACCCAGUGUAAAUAAAGCAGAUAGGGAGUCAUUAGCUAAGAUUUGUCAUAGACUUUCUAUUCUAUGGUCAAUGAAUGACAUGUAUUACUUCUACCCAAGUGAAAUAAUAAAAUGGAAAUAUUUAAAGAGUUUC
This is a messenger RNA of Branchiostoma floridae (Florida lancelet), 3645 nucleotides long. Its product is annotated as cell division control protein 45 homolog. Gene Ontology annotation, biological process: mitotic DNA replication preinitiation complex assembly; DNA replication initiation; double-strand break repair via break-induced replication. NCBI's taxonomy places the organism in Eukaryota, Metazoa, Chordata, Leptocardii, Amphioxiformes, Branchiostomatidae. The transcript has 24 exons. Gene Ontology annotation, molecular function: DNA replication origin binding; single-stranded DNA binding; chromatin binding. The record is from RefSeq and is a predicted model, not a curated record. Gene Ontology annotation, cellular component: DNA replication preinitiation complex. Bases 138 to 1823 code for a protein of 561 amino acids.